AUGGAGGAGGAGCGGAGGCUGCGGGGAAGGCUGAGCCGCCGCAGGCCGCCUGCGGGGGGCGGGCCCCCUAACUGCCGCCCCUGGUUUCUGUCGGAGGAAAGUAAGAAUGAGCCCUGGGCUGCUCUGCUGCGCAGCACCGUGAGUGGGAACGCGGAUUGGACCCCGAACAGUCAGCCAUUACCACCGCUGCCUGCUUUUCCCAGCCAGGAGUCUCUGCCUGACCCAGAGUCCACUGUGCCUCCUGAGGUCUUCACUGUGGGACCAAAGACUUUUUCCUGGACGCCUUUUCCACCUGCCCUUCGUGGCUCUGGAAGCUCCUACCACCUGUUCCGUGGACCUGAAAGCUCCCUGGGGUCACCUACUCCAUCCUCGAAAGGAUGCCCUGCGCUGGAUCCCCAUCAGACUCCCAGAACCCAGGAGUGUGUGCCUGUGCAGAGUCCACCUGUGUUGCUGAGCUGCCCGUUGUGCCAGAAGGCAUUUGACCCCAAGAUGACCCAGGCAUACACACCGACAUUGGGUGCGGCCGCUUCUUCAUGUGGACACCUGAGUACUGUCUUUUUCUAGUUUUGUUCAUGGGCAACGGACAUAAUGCUGGUCACUGACAGCAGGCAGCAGAUCCUCCGAGGGUUCAUCUUCAUUGUCAGCCUAACUGGAUUUGGAAUCACCUACGAGACACAUCUCAGGGUGUGCCUGUGAAACUGUUUCCAGAGAUUAACUGGGAAAGGAAGUCCCACUUGAAUGUGGGUGGCACCGUAGCCUGGGGUCCCACUGAUUGAAGAGGGGAAAGGGAGAAAUUGAAUACUUCUUACUUGCCACGGCAGCUAUAGCUACUUCUGCUACUGUGCCCUCCCUGCUGCAGGGACUUGCACCUUCAACCGUGAGCCAGAAUAAAUCUUAAAUUGCUUUCCA
This is a messenger RNA of Grammomys surdaster, 909 nucleotides long. It is a transcript of the gene Faap20, whose product is annotated as FA core complex associated protein 20. Gene Ontology annotation, biological process: DNA damage response. The record is from RefSeq and is a predicted model, not a curated record. NCBI's taxonomy places the organism in Eukaryota, Metazoa, Chordata, Mammalia, Rodentia, Muridae. The transcript is spliced from 5 exons. Gene Ontology annotation, molecular function: K63-linked polyubiquitin modification-dependent protein binding. Bases 1 to 564 code for a protein of 187 amino acids.